AGGUGUUCUGGGAGGGACGGAGUGAAGGAGGGGCUCCAGGCGGCUCACCCAGCGGCAGACAGAGGAGGAAGACACACACAACACCGCCAUUCGCCGCUCACUGUCCGGUUGUCCGGGUGAAAAUGUCCACGAUUCAAACGCUGAGGGCUUUUGUUAACGAGCGACUGACUGCGGCUGUAGAAGAGAUCUUCGGGCUCCUGGAAGCAACCAUAUCAAACUACGAAGAGGAGAUUUAUCGCCAGCGCCAGCUGCUGGAGCAUGUUAUCGUACCUGACACCCCCAGAAACAAAGAAGAUGUCCAGAAACUGAUUGUCAGAAAAGAAGAGCAGCAGGAGUGGAGGCCCAGUAUGGACCGGGAGGAGCCAGAGCCCCGACACAUUAAAGAGGAACAGGAGGAACUCUGGAGCAGUCAGGAAGGAGAGCGGCUCCGAGGACUGGAGGAAGACGACAGCAAUAAGUUCCCAUUCACUGCUGUCUCUGUGAAGAGUGAAGACGAGGAAGACAAAGCUCAGUCCUCACAGCUUCAUCCGAGACAAGCCCAGGAGAGCCAAGAGGCGGAGCUUCCAGCCUGUGGCUCCGCUCAACAGAUGGAAACAGAAACUGAAUCGUUAUACUGCUGUCAAUCCGAGACUGAGGACAGUAAUGAUGAUUGGAAGGAGACUAAAGAACAAGAGUCGGGUUCAGACACCCUGAAAAACGAAAGCACGGUGAAUCCCGAUCAGUCCCACGCCCACGAGAGACCAUUUAGUUGCACAGUUUGUGACAAAAGAUUUGGCUGCAAAGGGAAUCUGCACGCCCACAUGCGAAGCCAUACAGGGGAAAAGCCGUUCACCUGCUCAGUUUGUAACAAAGGCUUCAGCGCAAAGGUCAAUCUGAAGACUCACAUGAGAAGUCACACCGGGGAGAAACCGUUCAGCUGCUCCAUGUGUAGCAAAAGCUUCAGUCAGAAGAAGACGCUUGUUAUACACUUGAGAAGUCAUACAGGGGAGAAACCGUUUAGCUGCUCGUUCUGUGGGAAACGUUUCAGUGAGAAGGGAACGUUGAAGAGGCACAUCAGAGUUCACACAGGAGAGAAACCAUACAGUUGCAGCAUUUGUGGAAGGAAUUUUAGUUUGCUGUCGCAUGUAAAAAGCCACAAGUGUGCUGGUGUGAGCAGUAACACGUGAAUCUGCCUGGUUUUGUGUUCUCAGACGUGAUAUUUGGGUUUAUGCUGCGUUCAUGCCAACAUGCGUUUGGAAACGAAAGCAUGCAAGAGUGCAGUGGGGGUCAGCCCUAUGGUCCCACAGCCCAAUGGUCCCACAGCCCAAUGGUCCCACAGCCCUAUGUUCCCAUAUUUCUAAGAAUUUUUUUCACUGAAAA
Messenger RNA from Perca fluviatilis (European perch), 1359 nucleotides. RefSeq names its product gastrula zinc finger protein XlCGF8.2DB-like. Bases 123 to 1166 code for a protein of 347 amino acids. The record is from RefSeq and is a predicted model, not a curated record. Gene Ontology annotation, cellular component: nucleus. NCBI's taxonomy places the organism in Eukaryota, Metazoa, Chordata, Actinopteri, Perciformes, Percidae. Gene Ontology annotation, molecular function: RNA polymerase II cis-regulatory region sequence-specific DNA binding; DNA-binding transcription factor activity, RNA polymerase II-specific. The transcript has 2 exons. Gene Ontology annotation, biological process: regulation of transcription by RNA polymerase II.